Molecule: messenger RNA, 2731 nt
Organism: Sinocyclocheilus rhinocerous
Lineage: Eukaryota; Metazoa; Chordata; Actinopteri; Cypriniformes; Cyprinidae
Product: nicotinamide phosphoribosyltransferase-like
Exons: 11
Coding region: 204-1700 (498 amino acids)
Biological process (GO): NAD+ biosynthetic process
Molecular function (GO): nicotinamide phosphoribosyltransferase activity
Source: RefSeq, a predicted model, not a curated record
CGUUGUUUCUGAUACUGGACGAUGCGACCUAUCCGUGCGCGCCCUCACAUACACAAGAUACUGAGGUGAUCGCGUUUCAUUACAUUUUCUCCUGGCAUACCCGAAAGGUAUUGAAAAGAAGAUUAUCGAGACUGGUGUCACGCGGCUCGGAUCACAUACAUACCGGAGCGAAGCGACACCGUUUAGCUUUUACUUUGUCCUCGAUGAUGGCAGCCCAGGAUUUCAAUUUUUUACUUGCGACGGACUCUUAUAAGAUUACCCACUACAAGCAAUACCCACCCAAUGUCAGUAAAGUGUACUCCUAUUUCGAGUGUCGGCACAAAAAGGGGGAACAGUAUAACGAGGUGGUGUUUUUUGGCCUCCAGUAUCUUCUAAAGAAGUACCUAGCAGGUCGAGUUGUCACGGAGGAAAAGAUUCAGGAGGCAAAAGUCUUUUAUCAGAUGCACUUUAAACAGUCAGUGUUCGAUGAAGAGGGAUGGAGGAAAGUUUUAGAGAAAUAUGAUGGCCGCCUUCCAAUCCGUAUCAAAGCAGUUCCCGAGGGGAAGAUCAUUCCCAGAGGGAACGUUCUUUUCACUGUGGAGAACACGGAUCCAGAUUUCUUCUGGCUCACCAAUUAUAUUGAGACAAUGCUGCUCCAAAUGUGGUACCCCAUCACCGUGGCAACAAUCUCCAGGGAGUUCAAAAAGAUUCUGGCCAAGCACCUGAAGGCCACGUCAGGGAGCCUGGAAAGUCUGGACAUCAAACUACAUGAUUUUGGCUACAGAGGGGUGUCCUCACAAGAGUCGGCAGCACUUGGUGGAGCUGCUCAUCUGGUGAAUUUCUGCAGCACAGAUACAGUGGCGGGUCUGCUGAUGGCACAACGAUACUAUGCAUGUCCUAUGGCUGGAUUCUCCAUCCCUGCUGCAGAACACAGUACUAUCAUCUCCUGGGGCAAGAGCCGAGAGAAAGAUGCGUAUGAGUGUCUGCUGGACCAGUUUCCCUCUGGGCCUGUAGCUGUGGUUAGCGACAGUUAUGAUAUUUUUAAGGCUUGUAAGCACAUCUGGGGGGACAAGCUGAAGGAGAGAGUGAUGGAGAGGAGUGAGGAUUCUGCACUCAUUAUUCGUCCAGACUCCGGGGACCCCGCUCAGACCCUCAUAGAGGUGAUAAAGAUUUUGGAGGAGUGUUUCGGAUGUUCUCAGAACUCAGUUGGUUACAAGGUGCUCCCAUCAUACCUGCGCAUUAUCCAGGGGGAUGGAAUUGAUCUGAACUCAAUUAAUGAGAUUCUCGAGAAACUGAGCGAUGAGGGUUGGAGUGCUGAAAAUGUGUUUUUUGGUUGCGGAAGCGCACUGCUGCAGAAAAUCAACAGAGACACGCUAAACUGCGCUUUUAAGUGCAGCUAUGUGGAGACCAAUGGCAAAGGCAUGGACGUCUAUAAGCAGCCAGUGACAGACCCGUCUAAAGGAUCCAAGCGUGGUCGUCUCUCUCUGAGGAGAAAUUCAGAUGGCUUCAUUGAGACGGUGGAAAGAGGAGCAGGCAAACCACAGGAGGACAUGUUGGUGACUGUGUUUGAAAAUGGCACCAUCCUGCAGGAGUACACUCUGGAUGAGAUCCGUAAAGCUGCUCAGCUUUGGGAAGAAGACGUGAGCCCUUCCCAGCACAACAAAGAGGACAACAGUACCCUGGAGAGCCACCAGAAAUGCAUAAUGAACGGCGUGCAUUAAUAAACACAGUAUGCGCACUGUUCUCAACACUGCCCCCUACAGACCAACCACAGACCUAUUCCACAACGCUCAGAUGUUCAUCAAUAAAGCAGAACACAGUGUUGCCAAUACAAUAUACAAAUACAUAUCACAUCUGACUUUUAGACUUUUCAGGCAACCCUUAAAUUUUGGAUUUGGUUGCCACCGGUUUUUAUUAGUUCCUCCUUCAUUUUACCACACUUUGAGAUGCCAAAUACCUUUGUUGGUGCUUCAGAAACAUCUAAAUAUAUUUCAGGAGUAUAUGACGGCAGGGUUUGCAUUCGAUUGAUUGUAAUGUUGUUAAAGCAUCGCCUGGCAGUACAUUGAUAAAUGAAGGAAACUUAAUUUGAGGUGAUCUCAUGAUCGUAUCAGGGCUUCUGCACCAGCAAUUCUGCACAUGAUCCCGGUUUCUGAUGUGACGUACAAUGACACUCUCUGAAAAUGCAAAAAUUAGAUUUAGUCACUAUUUCACUUUUGGAGAAUUUUGGGUGUUCUUUUAAUAUUUUUUAGACACCCAUAAUGCCAAGAUAACAAUGAUGCAUUUUUUUUAAAAUUUUUUUUUUUAACAAUAAUCAGUUUUAAACUAUUCCCAUGUUGUGUUCAACAUAGAGACACACACUUGAAAAUGAUCCACCCGGUUUGUGUCUUCUUGCUGUUACAUAGCUCACGUAAAUUUGCUUCCUGACUUUUUAGAAUAAUACUUUCGUUGGCACAAUUUUGUUGGACAAAAUUCUUCUCUGGGGAUUUUAGAACAGCAAAUUGAUCCUGAUGUUAUAAACACUCUCAGUAAGUAAAUGCUGCAUAGAAAAGAAUCAAAAUGUUUCCUGAUAAUAGUUAUAGUGUGAUUUAUGUGGAGCUGGUUUUAGACUUCCAUCUGAGAUGCACAGAAUGCAUCAUACAAACACUUUGCAGUAUUCUGUCUCCAUACAGCUGCUGAUGGUGCCUUAAAAACCACUCGGACCUCAGUGCUCAGGUCACUCUCUCUUGCUUUGUCCUUUCCUCCCCUCAUUUUU